Poecilia reticulata (guppy) is the source of this 443-nucleotide messenger RNA. The record is from RefSeq and is a predicted model, not a curated record. Lineage: Eukaryota; Metazoa; Chordata; Actinopteri; Cyprinodontiformes; Poeciliidae.
ACAUAUACUAAAAGACUUAGCUAAAGUUGCAGUGUAACUCAGACAAAGUCGCUUUACAGAUUUCCAAUCACGUAAAACCCCAACAAAAUACUCCGAAGUGUGAUUACAACGUGACAAAAUCUGAUACAAUUCAAUGCAGUGUAACUCUAUGAUAUGUAAGUAUUUUUCCCCGAGUACCGUGAAUGCAGCACGAUCCCAAGAGUACGCACUGUGCGUCUGACGUCACSUUUAGCGGCGUCUCCAGGAGAGAAUCCAGCAAGAUGGGAUUGCUGUCCAUCCUUCGUAAGCUAAAAAGCACUCCAGACCAGGAGGUUCGGAUACUGCUGCUGGGUCUCGACAACGGGGGGAAGACCACGCUUCUCAAACAGCUGGCUUCAGAGGACAUCAGCCACAUCACCCCCACACAGGUAGCAAAGCGCCGAAGACUCCUCCGCUCCCUGCUU